AUGAGCGUCAGCAUGGAGGGCGUGCGCGUGCGCUCCUACAUGCUCCUGACGCGCCUCCUGCCCAUACAACGCGACUCUCUCCAACCCAGGACUAUCUUCAAGAUUGAUCGCCACCGUGAGACUUACUCGUCGCCGCUGAAGGGUAACCUAGCCCGCACUCAAUGCCGGUCCGCAAUCACUCAAGGCCCGCCCUCACUCCCGUCGUCGUCACUCCCGUCGUUCUCUCUCUCCCGUCAAACUCUCUUUCCCGUCGCGCUCUCCCUCCCGUCGCGCUCUCACUCCCGUCACACUCUCACUCCCGUCGCUCUCUCACUCUCGUCGCGCUCUCACUCCCGUCGCUCUCUCUUUCCGGCGCGCCCUCACUCUCGUCGCUCUCUCGCUCCCGUCGCGCUCAUUCUACCGUCGCUCUCUCACUUCUUUGCGCUCUCACUCCCGUCGCUCUCGCUCUCUCUCCCGCCGCCCUCUCACUCCCGUUGCUCUCUCUUUCCGGCGCGCUCUCACUCUCGUCGAUCUCUCGCCCCCGUCGCGCUCAUUCUACCCUCGCUCUCUCACUUCUUUGCGCUCUCACUCCCGUCGCUCUCUCACUCCCGCCGCCCUCUCAUCUCCCGUCCCUCUCUCACUCCCGUCGCGCUCUCACUCCUGUCGCUCUCUUUCCGGCGCGCCCUCACUCUCGUCGCUCUCUCGCUCCCAUCGCGCUCAUUCUACCGUCGCUCUCUCACUUCUUUGCGCUUGCUCUCCCGUCGCUCUCUCUCUCUCCCGCCGCCCACUCACUCCCGUCGCUCUCACACUCCCGUCACUCUCUCACUCCCGUCGCUCUCUCACUCCCGUCGCUCUCUCACUCCCGUCGCUCUCUCACUCCCGUCGCUCUCUCACUCCCGUCGCUCUCUCACUCCCGUCGCUCUCUCACUCCCGUCGCUCUCUCACUCCCGUCGCUCUCUCACUCCCGUCGCUCUCUCACUCCCGUCGCUCUCUCACUCCCGUCGCUCUCUCACUCCCGUCGCUCUCUCACUCCCGUCGCUCUCUCACUCCCGUCGCUCUCUCACUCCCGUCGCUCUCUCACUCCCGUCGCUCUCUCACUCCCGUCGCUCUCUCACUCCCGUCGCUCUCUCACUCCCGUCGCUCUCUCACUCCCGUCGCUCUCUCACUCCCGUCGCUCUCUCACUCCCGUCGCUCUCUCACUCCCGUCGCUCUCUCACUCCCGUCGCUCUCUCACUCCCGUCGCUCUCUCACUCCCGUCGCUCUCUCACUCCCGUCGCUCUCUCACUCCCGUCGCUCUCUCACUCCCGUCGCUCUCUCACUCCCGUCGCUCUCUCACUCCCGUCGCUCUCUCACUCCCGUCGCUCUCUCACUCCCGUCGCUCUCUCACUCCCGUCGCUCUCUCACUCCCGUCGCUCUCUCACUCCCGUCGCUCUCUCACUCCCGUCGCUCUCUCACUCCCGUCGCUCUCUCACUCCCGUCGCUCUCUCACUCCCGUCGCUCUCUCACUUCCCUCGCUCACUCAGUGACUGUCGCUCUCUCACUCCCAUCACCCACGCACGUCGCUCGCACAUGUCGCUCACACGUGACUCACUAACACAUGUCGCUCAUAUCUGCUCCUCUUACCCUCUUCCCCCUUUGCGCUCCCCCCGGUUCCUCCUCUGCCCAUCUUCCCCGUCACUCACACACGACACACACGACAUGCUCACACAUGUUCCCAUCUCCACUCUCAUCCACAAUCACUGA
Closterium sp. Yama58-4 is the source of this 1722-nucleotide messenger RNA. The record is from the annotation of a GenBank genome assembly. NCBI's taxonomy places the organism in Eukaryota, Viridiplantae, Streptophyta, Zygnematophyceae, Desmidiales, Closteriaceae.